This is a messenger RNA of Exophiala xenobiotica, 1939 nucleotides long. RefSeq lists its product as uncharacterized. Gene Ontology annotation, cellular component: membrane. The coding region runs from base 252 to 1772 and encodes 506 amino acids. The record is from RefSeq and is a predicted model, not a curated record. Gene Ontology annotation, molecular function: carbohydrate:proton symporter activity. Lineage: Eukaryota; Fungi; Ascomycota; Eurotiomycetes; Chaetothyriales; Herpotrichiellaceae. The transcript is spliced from 6 exons. Gene Ontology annotation, biological process: carbohydrate transport; transmembrane transport.
GGCAUUGCACAUCACCCUGCUUCCCCAAUCGCCUUUAUUUUCUAGCAAUGGGGAAGCUACUCUACCGACAACCACGCACUUGGGGAAAUUGUCUAGACGAGGAUGGUAUACAUUGGGGGAGCUUGUCGCAGCUGCUCCUUUCAUGUUCAUGCAGCUGACAUAAAGGCCAAUCUUCUGGAACGCGGCCACGGGGUAGGAUUCUUCAGACGCUCGUCGCCUUACCAGAAAGCAGGAUCUGAAGGACUAUCACCAUGGCUGUUAACGCGUACAAUUUCCUCAUCGUCUACUUGGUGACCUUCGGGUCUUUGACUUAUGGCUACAAUUCCGCCAUCAUUGGCGCCGUUAUCGGUCUUCCGUCCUUCUUCGAAUACUUCAACAUCGACAUCAAGUCAAACGAUGGGUCCCAAAUCACUGGAGCCACCAACGGUCUCUUCGCUGGUGGUGGCCUUCUCGGCUGCUGGUUCAUCACUUGGCUCGGUGACAAGGUUGGCAGGAAGAGGUCAAUCCAGAUCACGGCCUCUAUCUGCAUCGUAGCUGGCGCUCUACAAGCUGGUUCCGUCCAUAUUGCCAUGUUUUUGGUUGCCAGGUUCAUAAUGGGCUUUGGCGUCGGUAUGGUCAAUGUUAUCACUCCGCUUUACCAGUCAGAGAUAUCUCCUGCCAAAUCAAGAGGACUCAUGGUCGGAUCGCAUGGAUUCGUGCUGUGCAUCGGCUAUGGUCUGGCUGGCUGGACUGGCUAUGGCUGCUACUUCCUAAAAAGCCAAGUGGCACAGUGGCGUCUGUGCCUUGCUCUUCAGAUUGUUCCGCCUCUCUGCCUCUUGAUCGGGUCUCCAUGGCUUCCUGAAUCUCCUCGACACCUUGUUGCAACUGAUCGCCUGGAGGCUGCUUUCGCGAUCCUCAAAAGCCUGCACCAUAUACCCGGUGAUGAGGAUGACACGAUUGCGCAUGAAGAGCUGUACCAGAUCCGUCAGCAACUGGAGCUCGAAAGGCGUGAAGGCUUAGGACAGGGCUGGAUCAAGGGCUGGAUCGUCCUCUUCUCAAGAAAGUCGUAUCGAAAGCGCCUGCUGUUUGGCUUCCUGCUGCUUGGGUUAGUGCAAUCGACAGGCUGCCUCGUAAUCAACAAUUACCAAGUGCUGUUGUACAAUGGCCUUAGCCUCUACGGCGCUAUGCCUCUGAUGCUCUACGCCAUCUGGGACACCUGGGCUGCCUUCAUGAACUUCAUCAACGCAAACCUGCUCGAUAGGGUCGGCCGCAUUCCCAUCAUGGUUGUCGGACAGAUUGGUUGUGCAGUCUCGGUCGCUGGUUUCGCGGCUUGUCUCGCAAGAUAUGGUGGUACUGACAACAAGAUCGGCAACGGAUUUGGCGUGUUCUUCCUGUACCUUUUCGUUACUUUCUUUGGAGGCAGUAUGGACGCCUCAAGCUACGUAUACGCAUCCGAAAUCUUCCCCACGUCGAUUCGUGCUCAGGGCGCCGGGUUCAGUGUCUCGGGAUUGUUCUGUUUCAGCCUGAUCUACACUAUGAGCGCUCCUGUUGCAUUCAACAAUAUCGGCUGGAAAUAUUACCUGAUAUUCAUCAUUGUGCCGCUAUUCGGAGCGGCGCUCAUGUACUUCUUCUACCCUGAGACUAAAGGGCUCGCCCUCGAAGAGAUUGCAGCCAAGUUUGGAGACGAGGUUGCGGUUGACUUGUCCCAUCUCUCAGCCGAGGAAAGAGCCAGACUCGACAAGACUCUCGUUAAUUCGGAAGUUAUGGAAAUGGAACAUGCAAGCAAGGCAUGAUUGCAGAGGUUUCGACAGGUUGGGCAAUCUGCGAAGGCGAUAUCUCGUCCUGAACAAGGGACAUGUUGGUGAAGGCUGUAAUUCCAGGCAAGGCGUUGCGGGCUCAGAAUGCAGGCAUCCCUCAGUAUUCCAUCGGAGCCCAGAUACAUGGAGGAGUGGGAUCAUAU